Molecule: messenger RNA, 270 nt
Organism: Danaus chrysippus (African queen)
Lineage: Eukaryota; Metazoa; Arthropoda; Insecta; Lepidoptera; Nymphalidae
Source: the annotation of a GenBank genome assembly
UUGACCCAUUUACAAUUCGCUGUAACAGCAAUCGUGCAACGCAUCCCCAUUUUGCUUCAAAGCGAUCCUUAUACACUAAGUGAUUUUCAAUUCUACCUUCAAGACGCCAAGGAUGUUGGAAUAUGGAAGCGUUAUAAUUUCCUGGAAGAUCUGAUGUCUCAAUAUCCUGUACAAAAUGAUAAGAAAGGUGUUCAACCUUUGUGCUUCUUUGUGCUCCCGAUAACUAUGAGAGGACGAGAUAGAGCAGCAGACAUGCCUCGCUUGACUUAA